UGCCCACUACCAUCACGUGCCGUGACAUCGGUCGCCCAAGAGAGGCGAAACACCGGAAACUCACGGAAGCCCGACUUAACUGACUAGUCACCGACUGUUCUGUCCGUCUGUCUGUCGCUCUGUCGCUCUGUCGCUCUGUCGCCUCCGGAUAUGUAUCCAUGUGACUAGUCCCGACGCGCCUCAUUCUUUCCCUUAUCUCUAUUUCUUUUCUCACCUGAUUUCCCCUUCGUCUUUCUCGCCCUUCCAGAGCUCUAUCAUUGAGCGCUCCGAUCCCCUCCUUCCACGGGCUGGAAGGGUCUCUCUCUGGUCGCGGUCUAGAAUCCCCGAGUCCUAGCGCCCCUCCACCGUUCGUCCCCACAGUUAGCUGCGUCCGUUCCUUGAUCUUCUCGGGGUUCCGAUAUACCUCACCACAACUUCCCCAAUUGUUCGCGUCGACGUCCUUGCAGCAUGCUUGGAGAAGGACCUGAGGACGGCUCUCGUCCUCAUGUCCCACCACUGUGGGAAACGGAAAACCGUCCCGUGGACGAUACCCCCGACCUCCCUCAGCAUGAAGAGACCGGUCUCCCAUACUUACCCGUCUGGCUACGGGAGUCAUCCAAAUCCAUUCGCUGGGGAUGGGUUCCAUUGCCGCUACGCAAAGCAGGCUGGGCGAUAGCCGACUGGGUCAAGGGCCCGAAACCUCCGCAAUCCCUCCUAUUGAAGCCGCUGUUCCCUCGCUAUCAAGAAUUGCCGGUUCGGUUACUCGAGCGCUUCUUUCCCAAACGCAAGCACAAGAUCGCAUUGCUGGCACUGCUGUAUUUUGUCUGGUUUCUGCCCUGGACCAUUGUCUUGCUGCAUUCGCGACAGGGCGGUUACAUCGAGGGCUAUGGACGACCGAAGACACUCGCUUGCUCCACGAGUCUAUGGCAGUCUGGCAAUGACUGUGGCCUCAACGGCAACGACUGUCGCCCCUUCUCUGCAUCAACUAUGGCCUUCCGGUGUCCUGCAAACUGCCGCGACUCAAAAUUGCUCCAGCCGCAUACGAUCGGCAACCAGACCUAUAGCUACCAGGGCCUGGUAGUGGGAGGUCCUCAACCAGAAUCCGAUGAGCCUGCCGUGUAUCGAGCAGAUAGUUUCGUGUGUCAGGCAGCCAUUCAUGCGGGCGUGAUCACUAAUGCGGUUGGUGGUUGUGGUGUAUUGAAGCUGGAUGGCGCCGCCCAUUCCUUCCAUGCGUCAAAGCAACAUGGAAUUCGCUCGGUUGAAUUUCCGUCAACCUUCCCCAAAUCGUUCAGCUUUGUCGAGCUCUCCUCAGCACAGGCAACCUGCCCUCAAGAUCCUCGCUGGCCAUUGCUAGGCAUUACCAUUGGCGCACUAAGUCUUCUCUGGCUGUUCUGCGUCUCCCCACCUGUUCUGUUCUUCAGCACAUUCGUCAUGCUGUUUUGCCAGGUGGGACUGGUUUCUGAUCCGCCGUCGAUCUCUCAGUUUGCCGACCUUUUCUCAACCAUGUUCUCGCGACUCUUGCCGGCGUCGUUUGUGGCCUUCGUCCUGUAUAAGUAUUGCGCACGGCCGCUUCUGACCCCGCUUUCCGAGCCAAUGUACCAGCUGACUAAAAUGUUCCUCUACCUGCCACCUGCCUUUAUUGGUGGUCUGAAUAAUUACACUUUCGCCAGGCUGAUCCCGCUCGAGCGUUUGACUCCUCAUGAUAUCCAGAAGCAGCCCGGAGCCAAGGUUGCACUGGCCCUGGUGAUUCCCACGGUGGUCUGCAUCAUCUUGAGUCAAGCCUGGCAAAUACGCAUAGGAGGCUUAAUGCCUCGCUACCUCAAGAUCUAUUGCACUAUGGGUCUCAUCCUGUUGAUCUUACUCCCACUGCCAGGUCUGCGCUUGAGAAUCCAUCAUUACAUCCUUGCCAUCCUUCUCAUGCCGGGAACGGCCCUACCUACGCGCCCUUCGUUGAUCUAUCAGGGAUUGCUAUUGGGUCUCUUCAUCAACGGCAUCGCUCGCUGGGGAUUUGCAUCGAUCAUAGAAACCCCCGCCGCCUUGGGCGAGCAAGCCCCGGGCCCUGGGGGUUCGCACGGAUGGUGGGGCGGGACCUACCCCAAUGUCAGUGAUUCCUCGGUCUCGGUCUCCCUUCCUGGUCCUGGGUCUCCCGAAACACAUCACGGAAAUGGAAAUAUUACUUUCAACCUCUGGGAACGGCAACGUAUGGACAAGAUGGGCGUAGAUGGUAUCUCUGUAUUGGUGAACGACGUCGAGCGCUGGCGCGGCUAUCUGGACGAAGACCAGCGGGGUGAGUUUAUAUGGCAUCGACAUGGACACAGAGGGCUGGAACUGCAACAUCGACCCACCAUCGAGAGUGACCAGCUGGACGUCACUGUGCAGGAUGAUGAUUCUGAGCCGGAAGACCUUUUCUUUCGGUUCGCCUUCCUCAAGGGAGCGGAAGCCGGCAAAUACGGUGGAGCCGGGGUUUGGCUACGGGAUGGAAGAUGGAUAUCGCCGCCUCCGCCGAAGUCGUAAACAUACAUUUGGUGACUUUUUGGAGCCUGCUAAAUUGUUGAUUCGUUCGUUUGUCUCUUCAUCUGGUACGAAUAAACGUGGUCCAUGCUGCAGAUCCCAAAACCAGACUUUUUUAUAUUCUUACGCUUUGAAACACCUACUGUCAGACCUACCUCCUGCGCUUUUAUAUCACCCAAUCCAUGGUUGGUGGUAAUGCGCUAUAAAUGUUUGGUUAUGUGCCGCCUCGCAGUGACUACACUGACCUCCCGCACGAAGUACUGGCUUGCAGCAGCUUCU
Molecule: messenger RNA, 2769 nt
Organism: Aspergillus piperis CBS 112811
Lineage: Eukaryota; Fungi; Ascomycota; Eurotiomycetes; Eurotiales; Aspergillaceae
Product: LCCL domain-containing protein
Exons: 1
Coding region: 448-2493 (681 amino acids)
Source: RefSeq, a predicted model, not a curated record